This is a messenger RNA of Aphidius gifuensis, 1506 nucleotides long. RefSeq lists its product as uncharacterized. NCBI's taxonomy places the organism in Eukaryota, Metazoa, Arthropoda, Insecta, Hymenoptera, Braconidae. The coding region runs from base 85 to 1467 and encodes 460 amino acids. Gene Ontology annotation, biological process: cilium assembly. The record is from RefSeq and is a predicted model, not a curated record. The transcript is spliced from 5 exons. Gene Ontology annotation, cellular component: ciliary transition zone.
UAUUUUUGCUUGUCUUGUGGUUACCACAACAAAUCGAGUACAACGUUGCUAGGCACAUAAAGUUUCACCGCAGUCAUAAUUUCAAUGCAGUCAAUGGAAAAUCGUAGAUAUUCUCGUGAUAACAAGCGAAAAUCUUCAAACGAUAGUCAUCAAUUAGACAUAAUAAGUGAUUAUCAAGUUGAAGAUCUUGAUGAAUCAUCAGCCUCGGAUACAUCAAAUAAAAUUCAUAAAAAAAUAAAAAAAAUACCAUUAACAAGAUCAAAAACAACAUAUGACAACGUUAAUAAAAUAAUAAAUAAAAAAAUUGAUAAUGAUGAAGAAGACACUGAUGAAAACGUGGAAUCAUUCAGAGGAAAUUUUACUUAUACAGAAGAAAAAUCAGACGAAAAUACUUCCGAUAAUGUUGAUAUCAAAAAAUCAAACAAAAAAAAUUUACAAAUUUUGGAUAAAAAAAAAAAAUGUAGAAGGACAAAAAGACAAAAAUUACAAGAUGACAAUAUUACAACGAUUAGAAAAAACAGUGAAGAAAACAUUGAUAAAAAUAGGUAUACUAUGAAUAAACGUCAUUCAUCAUCAUCAAAAAAUAAUGACAGUAGUGAUCGUAGUGUUCGUAGAUCAAAAAAGAAAAAAAAACAAACAAAAGAAGGUGGUGGUGGUGAUGAUGGUGUUGUUGAAGAUGAUGAUGAUGUUGAUCAACAUGAAGAACUGCCAAUAACUGAAAUAUUAAGAAAAGCUCAAGAAAAUUCACGAAUCCAGUAUGAAGAACCAACACCACUUCCUCAAUUAACAACAGACACAAUUUAUAUUCAAGGUAGAAAUGGUUUUAGUUCAUUUAAAAUACCAAAUAAUACAAAUAAAAAAAGACAUGAUCCAACAUCAUCACUUGAACCAGUUACAUAUCCAAUUGAAGUUGCAAUAUUUACACAAAAAAUAUGGAAAAAUUUUGGACUUGUUUGUCAAGGUUUACUUGCUGGAAUUUCACUGAUGCAUUUUUUACUUAUUCAAAAAUUUUUUAAAUUUAACUUGGCAUUUUACAAUGAUUAUUCAGCUGUAUCAGAAAUUUAUACAAAUUUAUUUUCAUUGUUAAUUUUAAUAUGCAUCAUUUCUGCUUUUGACAAAUAUGAUCUUGCUCACUUGAACUUGACUCACUUCAAUGAAAUUUAUGAUAAUCAUUCAAAAUCAAUAAUUGCUGUUCCACUUUAUGUUGUUGUUUUUUUUCUGCAUCAAAUUAAUUUGGCUCUUGAUGAUAAAUUGUCAAUCAUUAGUUAUACAACAAAUGAAGCAAAUAAUCAGACUAUGAAAGUGUGGAGUAUAACAGCUGGAGAAAUCGAAACCUGGAAAACUUUGACAUUGACGAAAAAUGGUAUUUCAGUGUUGGCAUGGUUAUUCAUUUCACUUGGUCCAGAAAAAGACAUGCUAUUGUCUCAUCUUCAGUCUUUAAAAAAAUACAUUGACAAUAAUAAUUAAGCUGAAACAAAAAAACCUAUAUAUUAAUUUAAUAGUUAG